Molecule: messenger RNA, 1917 nt
Organism: Scylla paramamosain (green mud crab)
Lineage: Eukaryota; Metazoa; Arthropoda; Malacostraca; Decapoda; Portunidae
Exons: 5
Coding region: 1-1917 (638 amino acids)
Cellular component (GO): membrane
Molecular function (GO): ligand-gated monoatomic ion channel activity
Source: RefSeq, a predicted model, not a curated record
AUGUAUGGACAGAAGGCUCGUCUUGGUGUUGACGCAAAUUCUGUACCAGAGGAAGUCCUGGACGGUAUGCAGACGGAGGAGCAGCUUGCAGAGGCACUAGGUGUUGUCAAUGAGGUCACAGACACAGAGGAGGAAGAGACAGGUGUUGAAAAGCAAGAAGAAGCAUCUGCUGUCAUUAACUGCAUCUCCUGUGGCAAAAGAUAUUUUGGUUUAAAUGUGUGCAAUAACAACAGAAACAAGCCCAAAAAAAUGAUCGAUAAUUCUGUGAAGAGAUUUCAACCAGCCAAGGUAGGGGAAACUGUGAUGGUUCCUGUUCCAUUAGUUGACCGCGGACGUGCAGAGUUUCCUAAUGUGAAGGCAGUUGUUUUUCAGGCAUUGGACAAUGGCACAUAUAAGCUUGGUACAAAACACGGCCUGCUUAAACAAGUGUACACUCGCAACCAAUUUACUCCAUGUCUAGAAAAAUUCCUUUCUCUUGAUGAUGUUGUACAGGAGCGGGAAGAUGAUGGACUCAUGUUAGGUAUAAUGGCAUUGAAAUAUCUUUUGGCAGCACUUGUGGGGGCGGCGGCGGUUAGCCCAGCUGGAACUUUGGCUUCAGCUAUCUACCGUGGCAGCUCAUCAGUACCUGACGCUCAACUUUCACUGCAGAUUCAGGUUCUGCAGGAGGUGGUGGCUGGUAUAUUGUCGGGACGCACCGUAGUACUCUACCUUGACCGAGCAAUAACACCCCAGACUCUGGGGCAUAUUAUAACUCUAUUCACCCUCCGAGACUGUCCCUUAGUUCUAGUUGAUCUUGGUUCAGAUGGAGAAGAAUGGUCUCACAAACAGUCUUUGGGAGUGUUGAGGGCAGAGUAUAUGAUUCAUGUAACCGUGUUAAUUAAUGACCCGCGCCCUUUUUUCAUGUCAGUGGUCAAUACGGACACUCGCUGGAAACCAAAGUAUUUGUUGAUGUUCAGUCUGUCAAGUGAUUUAAAAAGUAAUAUCCUAAUUUCCGAUGAAUUUAACAGAUCUGAAAAAAUCGUCAUGUUCAAUUAUCACAGAAACAGAAAAAGUAGAUUUAGUGGUCCCAUGGAAAUGUUUACAUAUUUUCCUUUUUCAAAUGAAGACCAGAUUGUAUCACUUGGGUUCUGGUCUGUAGCCGCACAACAAUCGAUCAAUGAUAUUUUCGUUGAUCGUUUCCCAACAUUUGAAGGUUAUAAGUUCUUGCUGGGAACUUGGUUCUACGAUUUUCCAUAUUUGCAUCAGGCAAAGAAUAAACCAGAAGGUGAAGGUGAUGGAGUACAGGUAGAGGUACUAGAUGCUUUAGCCACUAAACUUAAUUAUACGUUCAAUCUUACCACUGAGCCACCUGACGAAAAAUGGGGCAGCUUUGAGAAUGGGUCUUGGAAUGGCAUGCUGGGUAUGAUCCAUAGAGGAGAAAAGAAUUUUACUGUUAAUUAUUUCGGCUACACCAACAAAAGGAUCGAAGACUUCGAUGCCACUGUGUCCUACUGGAUGGAGGGAUUUGGGCUAGCGCUCUUAAAGCCACAGCCGUUGCCAAAGUGGCGCAGCGUGUAUUAUCCUUUCACUCCACUGGUAUGGGCCUCGGCAGCUCUCGCUUUCUCAGUCGUUACUAUUGCUUUUUACUUACAAGACAUUGCUGAAACCAAACCAACUACGAAAAACAGCGGUCUAGUGUGGCUUUAUGUGCUGCGUCCCAUGCUCAGCCAUGCUUUGCCGCGGCUGCCGGUGACACAUAGUCAGCGAGUGUUCGUUGCCUCGUGGUGGUUAACCAGCCUCAUUCUUACCACAGCCUACACAGCCAACCUCAUCGCCUUCCUUACCAUUCCUCUCUACCCCAAAAAACUGCAGACAGUAGAGGAGCUGGCUGAAAGCAAUUACAGAGCCGAGACCAGGAGAGCAAUGAGAACCGACUAG